Molecule: messenger RNA, 309 nt
Organism: Effrenium voratum
Lineage: Eukaryota; Dinophyceae; Suessiales; Symbiodiniaceae
Source: the annotation of a GenBank genome assembly
AUGGACAACAAGAAGGCCAGCGCCUACAGGGAGGAUUGGCAGAGCCGGCGGCGAAUCGACGCUUGCGGACGUUGGCGCUACUCCAAGUUUCCACCUGGCAAACAUGUUCCGCCUGGAAAGACAAGGAGGCUGGCGAGGAGGUCCAGGAUGAUGCCCCAGUCAUGCCAAGACACUCGCCACGACACUCGCCUGGCAGACUCAUCACCCAAGCGCACGUGGGAGAGACACCUCACCCAGUCGUACAGGGGCUUUGGAGCUGAGGGUACCCAGCUUGAUAUUCCCACAGCAUAUUUGGAACGCACUGUCUAA